AUACGGAAAGCAAAGAACAUGAAGUAUGUGUAGAAUUAGAUAUAGUAUAUAAUACUGAUUACCUAGCUCUCAUGGUUAUAUUUCAGGCAGACUAUACCCGCACAAUUGUGAAAGAGAUACUGUAAAAUACUGUGUUCUUGACUUAUGUACAUAUACUGUGUUCUUGUCUUAUAUGUACUGUAUGUACUAUUUAAAAAACGAGCAGGAGUGUUUUAUUAGGUUUAAAGCCACGAGCGCGCAGCGCGAGUGGCUUUAGACCUAAUAAAACACGACCCGCGAGACUUCAAAAACGUAUGCAUAAUAAGUCAAUCGUUAUAUAAAAAUCUUUAUAUAAAAAUCUUUAUAUAAAAAUCUUUAUAUAGUUUACAUAACAAUGGUCUUUUGUUAAAGUGUUCUUUAGCUGGUAUAAAGACGUAUGCACGUGACUAAUUUCUUACUCAAGAUUGGAUAAUUGCUUCAUGAAUUAUUAAUGAGUUUUUUAACUAUAGAUAAUAGUAUGGUUUCGAGUGCAAUUUGGAAAAAGACAUGUACGAGUGAGUUUUUCAAAGACUAUCAAAAUUGCACGAAUCCAAAGGACGAGUGCAAUUUGAAGUCUUUGAAAAAUUCACGAGUGUAUGUUUUUUUUUUCAAAUUGGACGAGAAAACAUACUAUUCAGUAGCGUAGCCAGCCCAACGACUUAUCCCGCUAUGCAAAUAUUUUCGUGUUCAUUGACUGUGAAAACAUGCAAUAAAUUUCUAAGGAAAUGAAUAAUGAUAAUAAUUUUGAAUUUGCAUAGCGGGACUAAAUUGUCGGGCUGAUUACGCCACUGAUACUAUUAGUCUAUUACUUACUAAUACUAUACAUGAAACAAUUAUGCAGUUACGUGCGUAAGUCACAUUUAGAAAUUAAGAAAUACACCCUUUCGACAAUUACGUCAUUUGGCCUGAGAGCCUCGCUCUCAUGCAUGAAUCGUGAGCCAAUCACCUUGCGUAAUUUACUAAUCAGAGCGAGGUUCCAAGACCAAAAAGUAUGCCGGUGUGACGUAAUUAUCGAAAGGUGUAUUAAAAAAAUUAAGAAAUUUGCACUGUAUUUCAUUUUUGGGCACCGUAUUUCGAAAAAUUGCACUGCCCUUAGCCAAUAAGAAUUGAGAAAUUUUUUCAUGUAUAUUAUUAAUUACUAGAAACACGAAAUAUUUUCGAUAAAUUGUGGUUGGUUCCAUGAAUAUUUUUAUGAUCUCUGAUCGCUAUGUUCUUUACAGAGGUCAAUCCCAGACGACGUGACUACUCCAAAUGCUAGAAUAGAACCUGUUGUCCCAGAGCGACCACGCAAGCGAAAAAGACCUGCGGUUGAUAAUGUUCGAAAACUUACUGAUAAAAAAAUCAAGAGAAAUCAUUUGACUGUUAUGGACACCCUCAGAGAUCAAGUAAGGCCUAAGGGAGUAUAGAAAGUGUCAAUCUAGCUCGUACCCAGAGUCUGGGUACGAGAUUGAGAAGUGUCCGACCAUUCUCGUACCCAAGCCCUUCUUACGCGCGUUGCGACGAGGGAUUCUGGCCAAAUCCAUAUCCGAACUGGCAUCUGAUUGGCUAGUUCUAAUACCGGAUAUUGUUUUCUUGCCAUGUUUUUAUGGUAUCCGGUUAUGGAUUUGGCCAGAGCCCCUCGUCGCGCUCGGUCGAACGCGCGUAAGAAGGGCUCUGGGUACGAGAACGUUGUCCGACAAGGCAGUGAGCUCUCUAUAUAUAUAUCUGGAUCAAAAACGUCAGUCAUUCGGCCAAUGAGGAAAGUAAAACCAGGAUGGCAGAAUAUAUAAAAAUUUGCUAACAUUUGUUUACACAAUUCAACACUUUAGAGAACUCACAUGCCUAGUCAUUGUUCUAGUUCACAGUUCCUGUGAGAAUAAAACAAAGGUAAGGCGAGACUUUUUUUAUUCAUUGGUUUACGGAUCCGCCGACCGUAAAUAUUCAGAAAGUGAAAAAUAAAAAAAAAAUUUGGAUGUCAAAAAUUUUACAAUUUUAGUUAAUUUUAAUUAAUUUGGGGUUCUGACAUGAAGUACACUUCAAGUGAACUUUGACUCUAGGUACUGCUGGCUCAUGUUAUCGUUGUGACAAUCAAUAUGGAGAUUAGCCACGUUUUUGCGUUUUUUUUAAAUUGACGCUAAAAAUUUUUAUAAAGAUUAUUAAUUUCGGUUCUCAUUUAUACUCAGUUCGUUUUUUCUAAACAUUUUUUCCGACCUACCGACCUCUUAUUUUUAAAGUCAAAUCCGUAAACCAAUAAAUAAAAAAGUCUCGCCUAACAAAGCUUUAGAAUUAUUUACAUGAGUGAACGACUCUUAUACAUAAUUAUAAUGCUUAGUUAUUGGUUGCUUAUUUUGAAGAAAAAGAUAUAGAUAGAUAGAUUGUUUCAGGCCAUGUAAAUUAUAUUGACUGUCUAUGUUUCAACUAGUAUCCACUAUAAGGAUUUAGUAGCAUAGAUACAAUGUUACCCUUCGUUUCUAGUUAUGAAUAAAAAGAGCAAAUGAUAUACUUUUCUAGAUAAUUGAUGUACCAUUGCGACUAUCGGCACAGGAACUUCUUAAUAAUCCUUCACUGCCAGGUUUGUCAAUAUUCAAAUGAAAACACGGCGGCAAAAAUUAAACGGUCACUAAAUAAUGAAUGUUUCAUGAGGUGAAAGAUGGAAUGUUCCAUUUAACGAGGCGACAGCCGAGUUGAAUGGAACAUUCCAUCUUUCACCGAAUGAAAAUAUUCUUACCAUUGCACGAAUAAAAACAUUCAUUAUUUGUUUUAUAUAAUACUAAAAUAGACUAAUAGAUUCGUAUGAGAAGCAUUUUGACGGAUGCAAUUUAUCGAAAAUACAAAGAGUGCAAUGGAAUAAAACGUAUAGUACAAUUGCACUCGCAAAGAGUGCAAUGGAACGUAUUCCAUUGCACUCUUGGGAAAUGGAAUUUUCUAUUCAAUAUCACGUGACCAUAAACAGCCAAUUAAACGAUCAGAAUUCAAUAAGGUAUUAUAUAAUAUACAAAUAAUGAAUGUUUAUGAGUGCAAUGGUAAGAAUAUUUUCAUGAGGUGAAAGAUGGAAUGUUCCAUUCAACGAGGCGACAGCCGAGUUGAAUGGAACAUUCCAUCUUUCACCGAAUGAAAAUAUUCUUACCAUUGCACGAAGAAACAUUCAUUAUUUGUUUUAUAUAUACCAAAAUAGACUAAUAGAUUCGUAUGAGAAGCAUUUUGAGGGAUGCGAUUUAUCGAAAACACAAAGAGUGCAAUUGUACUAUACGUUUUAUUCCAUUGCACUCGCGGAGAGUGCAAUGGAACGUGUUCCAUUGCACUCUUAGGAAAUGGAAUUUUCUAUUCAAUAUCACGUGACCAUAAACAGCCAAUUAAAUGAUUAGAAUUUAAUAAGGUAUUAUAUAAAAACAAAUGGUGAUUGCCAGUGUCGAAGUUUAUUUAAAAGGCGAAUGAUUGUCUCUGACAACACCUCAGCACGAAGCAAGCGGCGAAGGGUUUUGGCAUCAAAGCGGUUGUUUAUGUCGUUGGGCGAGAAACUGCCCCCACAUAUCAUCAUGGGUAAAGCGAAUUUGAUGUAAAAACAACCAAGGCUGGUGACAAGAGUGUUCAUGUGGUUCUAAAUAUGUCCGAAGCUCAAGGUCCACAACAGCCACUUGAAAUCGCUCAGUGAGUCACAACAACAACACCUGAGACUACUCCUGCACUUCCGCAGAUAGCAAGUCGAGAAGCUGAGAUUCAAGUAGCUGUUAUGGACCAGAAACUUGUGUCCAAAACCCAGUACCAUGAGCUUUCCAUGAACAACUCCGAGAUGGUUCGUUCACAUAAAGUUGAUGCUGCAAAAAAAUGCAUGUCAUCCUGCAUCAAAGUGCAUAACUUCAAAGAUGGAGAAGAAGGUGUACCCAUUGAUGGUUCCUACCAAGACGUGAAGGAUAUACUUGACUAUCUAUUUGAGAUUCCAGAGUUUUGUGAGCAACUCCAAAACAUGGAGUCUCAUGGAGUUCUCCGCCUUCGGUUUGCUGGUGAUGGUGCCAGAACAUCGAGAAACAAAAAUACUGUUGUAUUAUUGUUUAAUAUUAUUGACGAGGGUACGUCAAAUGAGGAGUUCAUAAUCGAUACCAAUAUUUUUGGCAAAAUCUUUACAUGUCCCUGCUUGCAUGCGUAGGACUUGCUUACAGUAGGUUAAUGAUACAAGUACUGUAUAUUAUGUUAUAAGUUUCAGAGUGUCUAAUGAAUAUUUUCUUAUAUUUUUGUUGCAGAAAAUACAGCUAGCUUUCAAUACAAUUACCCAAUUGCCAUCUGUAAUGGGGAUGAGAAGUAUGACUUCCUGAAAAAAUCGCUGCAACCAAUUAUGGAUAGCAUGUAAAGGCUGCAAGAGAAUGGGUAAAUUUACUAUUUUGUUAUAAUUUUUCACUUUCUCCACAUAAUUUAUGAAGCAUUUUGCUUGUAUACUGUACAUGGUCAACCAAAACCAUACAGCAAGUGUUAGAUAAAUUAUAAUUGUGUGCUAUUUGACUCUUCAAAAAAAUCAAUAUAGUUCAUUCCCUGCAAUAAUUUUUAAUUCUAAGUAAAUGUUUUAAGAUAUACAGCCACAAGUGGACCUCUUACUGGUCAGAAGCUGAAAGUCGAGUGGUUCUUAUGUGCAGAUUGGAAAUUCCUUGCACUGUUAUUAGGGAUUAAUCCAGGUAAAAUAACUACAACUAGUGGUUAUGUUGGUAAAAUAACAGGCAUGGUCCGCCCUUUAUGAACUUUGACAAGGUGCAAAAUUUGUAUAUUUGGAUCGAUGUAAUGCAUAUUUUUUGCACAUUUUCUAAUUGUUAAUAGUAAUUACAUGUAUUCCAGAUGAUCUUGAUAUGCGGAAAAGUACUGGCACUAGUUGUCAAAUAGAAAUCCAUUUUAUGAUUAAAACAACUGAAUAUCUCCUGUAAUAUACUUUAUUUCGAUUCCAUAUUUUUGUCAGAGCUAUAGUUCUCAUAACCAAACAUAAUUACGAAAUUUCAACUAGUUUCAUAAAAAAUAACGAAAGAUAUAAUUGACUGAAUACAUCAAAAUGGAUUUCUAUUCGGACAACCCUUUCUGAGCGCUGAUUGGCUAAAAUACGAACACGAGAUCACCUGGUUAAUUUAAUAUUUAUUUAUUUAUUAGCUAACAAUAAAUACUUUUGCCUCUGGUGUCCAUCAGCUGGUGGAUAUCAAUCGACUGGAAUUUGAUGCAAUUCGGAACCGGUAUAGAAUACUUGUUGCCAACAUUCUGUUUGAUCAAUUCCCUGCUUUUGCAAUGUUCAGAAACUAUAUACCUGUGAGCACCAGCUGUGAGUAUCCAAAUGAGAUGGCAAGAAAGUCAGAAGUUUUGACAAUGCCUGUGGUGAUGAAAGACGAGAAGAAGUAUUCAGACUGUGUUGAUGUCUUGGAUCAACUGGAAAAGUGGACACAGGAGAUUUAUGCGGCAGCUAGACUAUGUUCCCCAGAACCUGAACCGUCAGAGGAUAUAACUCCCACAAUUGGAACCACAUCCAGACCUGACCAACCUGCUUCUCAUGUCCCACCUGUUACAUCUGACAGAGAUCCACUGCAUGGUGUGAAAAUCCCAUGCUUUGGUGAUCAACUCACCCGAGUUCGAUCUGCUGGGGCAAGAGACGUAAGAGCAUUCAGCAAAGCAGAGAUUGGAUCACUUAUAUCCUUUCUGUAUUGUUGACUGGCAUACUAAGAGAAUUUUUUUGAAGGUACAGUAUGCUUACCAGUUUCAAUGAGGGGGACAAUGGAGAGGUAUUCAAUACUGUAAAAAGGACCAGUAAAUUUUGUCAAUUAUUGCAAUUUUUCCCAUAAAAUACUGCAAAACUGUUUCUACUUCCAAAACAUAAUGACAUAAAUAACAUUGUUUAAUCAUAAAAUGUGCAUGUAAAUUGGGUGCAAAUAGUGUGUGUCUAUUUUAUAUCAACAGUAGUCUAGUACUGUAUAUUCACUGAUGUGAUUAUUGUGGCUAUUGUUCUUAGCCAAAUGUUACUCCAAAGAAGGUUAGAGGUUGUAAAACAUGUGCCUAAAAAGUAACUUAAAUCUUUGUGAAUAAGUUUGAGAUUUUAUUUACUUUCUAAUCACACGUGUUGCAACCUCUAGCCUUUAUUAUAUCCAUCCAUAGCUGACCUUGAUAACACAUUUUUAUGUUACUCCAAUAAAAUAAGGUUUACCCCCAUAAAAUGUACAAUAAGGUUAUUUAUUUGUUUAGACAAUUUUCAAAAACUGUACAAGAAUUCUGGCCGAGAAAAGGGGACACUUCGCUUCUUUAGAGAGAAGUUAAAUCGCAGAAAUGUGACUGUUGACGUUAAACACUAUGAGGACUGUGAGCAGCUGUUCUUCAGUGUUGGUAAGUGCUUUGUCAUUGAAGCCCUAUUGGAAUUUUUUCAAAUGGAUGAUGCAAAGUGCAAACCAACAGUGAAUGGUCCUCAUAGCAUUAACAUCUUCAACGAAGCCUACAGGAAGACCUACAUCAAGGAUAUUCUGGACCAGUUCCUCGACGAGGAGUUUAUUUUCCAUGAUGAAAAUAAGGUGGUGCAAGAUGGUGUUUGGUGCUACAGUGUCAACAUUGUUAAGUCUUAUGGUGCUUGCAGAUUUUAAGAAUGCUGUUUCCACUGGCAAUGGUGAAUACAUUUCAAUCCUAAGGAAGCAUUUCUUUGCAACACCUGGAUUUAAUGAAUUUUCAAUUGAAAUGCUGAUCAACAUCCUCCAGUGUGAGGUGUUAUUGUCGGAAGCUGAGGCUCAUUGCUGUAAGUGGGCUGCCACAGUUAACUGGAAAGGUGGUGUUGGUCGCAACAUUGAGAUCGACCUCUUUCAGGAAAACAGAAACUGCGAGAUGAAGAAGUUGAUCAGGUCGAUGGGUGCCAACAAGACGGAGAAAGCGAUUGAGAGAGCAAGCAAAGCAUCUGGAGGUGUCUCAAAGAUUGUGGAAGCGUUUGAGGAGGGUGUGAAUAUUUGCCCAAAAUCAGGGUCACACACCCACAAACAAUCUACUGAUGAGGAGAAAAUUAUUAGUGUGGACUUAAGAAGUUUAACGCCUUUUAGGGAAGAAGAGGGUUGA
Paramuricea clavata is the source of this 7047-nucleotide messenger RNA. NCBI's taxonomy places the organism in Eukaryota, Metazoa, Cnidaria, Anthozoa, Malacalcyonacea, Plexauridae. The record is from the annotation of a GenBank genome assembly.